Molecule: messenger RNA, 2121 nt
Organism: Agelaius phoeniceus (red-winged blackbird)
Lineage: Eukaryota; Metazoa; Chordata; Aves; Passeriformes; Icteridae
Gene: SLC24A1
Product: solute carrier family 24 member 1
Biological process (GO): long-term synaptic depression; long-term synaptic potentiation; calcium ion transmembrane transport
Cellular component (GO): plasma membrane
Molecular function (GO): calcium, potassium:sodium antiporter activity; calcium channel activity
Source: RefSeq, a predicted model, not a curated record
AUGCAUUUACCACGGAGGAGGCGGCUACAGAGGAACCGAAUCCUUUUCUUGCUUGCCAUAGUGAUGGUCCUUUCUUUCUACCAGCUCCAGUCCAGCCCCUCUGCCCUUCCAGCAUCACACAGAGCCCCCCAACCCACGGACCCUGCCAAAGUGACCUCCAGGGACCUCCCCAGCAACAAGACUGCUGUAAGAGGCAAUGGCACAGCCCCCAAAAUAAGGCACUGCAUCUAUGUGGAUCCUGAGCCAGCCGUGCCCGUCACCACGUCAGUGGGCACAACACCACAGCAAGAAAAUGCCAGUGAAAGCUCCCCAGAUGAAAAACCACCCUAUGAAUCCAAAGGAGAAUAUCCCCAGGACCUGUUCAGUGUGGAAGAACGCAGGCAAGGGUGGGUUGUACUUCACAUCUUUGGCAUGAUGUAUGUAUUUGUGGCCUUGGCCAUAGUGUGUGAUGAGUAUUUUGUCCCUGCUUUGGGAGUGAUCACUGAGAAGUUGGAGAUCUCUGAAGAUGUGGCUGGAGCCACCUUCAUGGCAGCAGGUGGAUCAGCACCAGAACUCUUCACGUCCCUCAUAGGUGUCUUCAUCUCACACAGCAAUGUCGGCAUCGGUACCAUUGUGGGCUCAGCAGUGUUUAAUAUCCUCUUUGUCAUUGGCACCUGUGCCCUCUUCUCGAGGCAGAUACUCCACCUGACAUGGUGGCCCUUAUUUAGAGACAUCACAUUCUACAUUGUAGACUUACUGAUGCUCAUCCUGUUUUUCCUAGACAGUGUCAUUGAUUGGUGGGAAAGCCUCCUUUUACUGACUGCCUAUGCCACAUACGUGUUCACCAUGAAACAUAACGUGUUCCUGGAGCAAUGGGUGAAGGAGGAGCUGAAAAAGAAGCUAAAUGCUGUGCAGGCAGCAUCAGCAGAGCAUAUGCGGAAGACAAGCAGGGCAGUUGUAGAUGAUGGAACAACGAAGCCACCAGAUGUGAGGAAGCUGCAGCCUGGGCCAGGCCUGCAGCGGGGCAGCAGCUCGGCCUCCCUGCACAACUCUCAGAUGCGCGGCACCAUCGUCCAGCUCAUGAUCCACACCCUGGACCCCCUGGCAGAAGCAAAAUUUAAAGACAGGGUUGACACCCUGAGCAAAUUGGCCAAGGCCAAGGCUGAGACCCUGGAAGGACAAGGCUCCCAGCCAGAAGAGGGAAAGAAAGCACCAAGCAACGUCCAGGUAACUCCUGCCAGUGACUCUGAGCCCAGCAAAGACACACGGAAGGCAGAUGUGCCACAGGAUGGACAGCCCCCCCCGUCAAGCAGUGACAGCUCAGACGACAGCAGCUCUGAGAGCCAGGAGGACAGUGAUAGUGACAGCACAGAGAGUGAUGAAAAUGAUGAGCCCUUAUCUCUGGAAUGGCCAGAAUCAAGGACAAAACAAGCAAUUUACCUUUUCCUCUUUCCCAUUGUCUUUCCUCUCUGGAGCACUCUGCCUGAUGUCAGAAACUCGGAAUCAAAAAAAUUCUUUGUCAUCACAUUUUUUGGAUCCAUCCUCUGGAUUGCUGCAUUCUCUUAUCUCAUGGUGUGGUGGGCUCACCAGGUUGGUGAAACCAUUGGCAUUUCAGAGGAGAUUAUGGGGUUAACCAUACUGGCAGCAGGCACAUCCAUCCCUGACCUGAUCACCAGUGUCAUCGUGGCCCGGAAGGGCCUGGGGGACAUGGCUGUGUCCAGCUCCGUGGGCAGCAACAUCUUUGACAUCACUGUUGGCCUACCAGUUCCCUGGUUCCUUUUUUCUAUCUUCAAUGGCCUCAGCCCUGUGGCAGUCAGCAGCAAUGGUUUGUUUUGUGCAAUUGUUCUCCUUUUCCUCAUGCUCCUGUUUGUGAUUAUCUCUAUUGCUGUCUGUAAAUGGAAAAUGAACAAAUUACUGGGGCUCACCAUGUUUGCUCUUUACUUUGUGUUCCUGAUCAUCAGUGUGAUGUUAGAGGACAAGAUAAUAUCCUGCCCAGUGUCUGUAUGACAUGUGGGCACUUCAAGAUGUCUGUGAGGAUCCAGCAACAUCAAAAGGGGGCUGAGGUAGCAGUUGUUCUACUGAAAAAAAGCAACCAGAAUUGUAACAAACUUACUGAAAAUAAGAUUCCUUUAACAUGCUAAA